Camelina sativa (false flax) is the source of this 1158-nucleotide messenger RNA. The record is from RefSeq and is a predicted model, not a curated record. Lineage: Eukaryota; Viridiplantae; Streptophyta; Magnoliopsida; Brassicales; Brassicaceae.
AGCAUAUGCUUAAAAUCUGAGCGUCAGAAAAAAGAGGAUAUACCAUUUGUUUAACAUUUUCGUCUUCUUCAGAUUCUUUCUUCGAUCCCUCUCCUCACACACAAAAAAAAAAAAAUUCGAUUAAUAACAGAGACACAUCCCAAAUCCUCAGCAAAACUAAUAAUUUAUAAAGAAGAAGAAAAAAAGAGCAAUGACCUGUUCUUCUCUCUUUAUAAAUCUUUCUCUAUCUCCUCCUCCUUCUUUGCUUCCUAGCACGACCAUCAUCAACACCAACAACAACACUUGUUCUUCUUCCUUUGCAACCACUUGUUCUUCUCCCAGGUGUUCUUUUGUUCUCCAUUCCCCUGUCUCCUUUCGUGCCUCGUGUCACCACCAGAGAGUACCACCACCCACUACCUUCCUUCGCAAACAAACUAAGCUGAUCAGAAGGGACGACGCUGCUGUUUCGGCUUCUGGGUCGGACGAUAUGACUAUUACUGAAGUCAGGGAUGAUGACGAAUCGGAGAUUGAAGCUCCGCUUCUUGAUCCUGAGUCUCUCUCCAAGCCGAGGAGAAUUGCUCUCUUUGUCGAGCCUUCCCCGUUUGCCUAUGUCUCCGGUUACAAAAACAGAUUCCAGAAUUUCAUUAGGUAUCUGCGUGAAAUGGGAGACGAGGUUAUAGUUGUGACCACACAUGAAGGUGUUCCAGAUGAGUUUUACGGAGCCAAAGUCAUUGGAUCAAGAAGCUUUCCUUGCCCUUAUUACCAAAAGGUUCCCCUUUCUCUUGCGCUUAGUCCAAGAAUCAUCUCUGAAAUUGCACGUUUUAAGCCUGACAUAAUACACGCUUCAUCUCCCGGGAUAAUGGUUUUUGGGGCUCUGGCAAUUGCAAAAAUGCUAUCUGUACCUAUAGUAAUGUCUUACCACACACACGUCCCUGUAUACAUCCCAAGAUACACUUUUAGUUGGUUGGUAAAACCAAUGUGGUCUAUAAUAAGAUUCCUUCACAGAGCGGCUGAUCUUACAUUAGUUCCUUCUGCUGCCAUUGGGAAAGAUCUUAUAGCAGCUGGUGCAACUGCAGCUAAUCAACUUCGACUUUGGAAUAAGGGUGUUGAUUCAGAAAGCUUCAAUCCCCGUUUCCGUUCUCAAGAAAUGCGUAUAAGACUGAGGUAAAAAUAGAAUAA